AGAUCAGAAACCUGUAGCGGCCUGGAUAUUUUGCAAGAAAACUCCUUCUGAAGAACUGGAAAAAUGCUUGGCUAAGCCUACAUGCAGCCCAGGUUACCAGCUAAACUGGUGUGACAGCCUAUUUAAAAUCAGUGACUCAACAUUGUGAUCACCCCGAUGUCACCGAAUGGCCACAGCUUGUAAAAGGACUUGAAAGAAUGACUGCCCACCCUGGGAAGUAAACUCGUUUUUCAAAGUGCCUGAAGAGGUGAUUCUAAAAAAGGCCAAGAAAAGUGGAAAGCACAGAUUUGCUCAUCUUUCUAAUCACCAGGAGAACCUCACUCUGACGACAUUGAAGCUAGCCGAAUGAAGCGAGCAGCUGCAAAGCAUCUAAUAGAACGCUACUACCACCAGUUAACCGAGGGCUGUGGAAAUGAGGUCUGCACGAAUGAGUUUUGUGCAUCCUGCCCAACUUUCCUUCGUUUGGAUAACAAUGCAGCAGCCGUUAAAGCCCUGGAGCUUUAUAAGAUUAAUGCAAAACUCUGCGAUCCUCAUCCCUCCAAGAAAGGGGCUAGCUCAGCUUACCUGGAAACCAACUCCCAAGCCACCCCGAACAAGUCCUGCCCUGAGAGGAGAAUGAAUCGGAAGGAAGCCCAUGGCCCUAGAGAUGACUUCAAAGAUGUGACGUACCUGACGGAAGAGAAGGUGUACGAAAUCCUUGAAUUAUGUAGAGAGAGAGAAGAUUACUCCCCAUUGAUCCGGGUCAUCGGAAGAGUGUUCUCCAGUGCCGAGGCCUUGGUCCAGAGCUUCCGCAAAGCCAAGCAGCACACCAAGGAGGAGCUCAAGUCGCUCCAAGGAAAGGACGAAGACAAGGAUGAAGACGAGAAGGAGAAGGCAGCAUGCUCUGCCGUGGCCAUGGAGCAAGACCCCGAGGCGUCCUCCUCCAGGCCCGGGGAGAGCUCGCAGGGCAAUAAUGACCGCCACCGCCUGGGCCCCGACGAAGUGUCGGUGGACGUGGAAGCUGUCCGGAGGAUCUACACCCGGUUGCUGUCCAACGAGAAGAUCGAAACCGCCUUUCUGAACGCCCUCGUGUACCUGUCGCCGAACGUGGAGUGCGACUUGACGUACCACAAUGUGUACUCCCGCGACCCGAACUAUCUGAACCUCUUCAUCAUCGUCAUGGAGAACGGCAACCUCCACAGCCCAGAGUACUUGGAGAUGGCCCUGCCGUUGUUCUGCAAAGCCAUGAGCAAGCUGCCCCUGGCCGCCCAAGCCAAACUGAUCCGCCUGUGGUCCCGGUACAGCGCGGACCAGAUACGGCGGAUGAUGGAAACGUUCCAGCAGCUCAUCACCUACAAGGUCAUCAGCAACGAGUUCAGCAGCCGCAACCUGGUCAAUGACGACGAUGCCAUCGUCGCCGCCUCCAAGUGCUUGAAGAUGGUCUACUAUGCAAACGUGGUCGGUGGGGAGGUGGACACAGAGCACAACGAAGAGGAAGACGAGGAGCCCAUCCCGGAGUCCAGCGAACUGACCCUGCAGGAGCUCCUGGGGGAGGAAAGGAGGAACAAGAAGGGGCCGCGCGUGGACCCCCUGGAGACGGAACUCGGGGUGAAAACGCUCGACUGCAGGAGACCCCUCAUCCCUUUCGAAGAGUUUAUCAACGAGCCCCUCAACGACAUUCUAGAAAUGGACAAGGAUUAUACUUUUUUCAAAGUAGAAACAGAAAAUAAAUUCUCUUUUAUGACCUGCCCCUUUAUAUUGAAUGCCGUCACCAAGAACCUGGGAUUGUACUAUGACAAUAGAAUCCGGAUGUACAGUGAACGGCGGAUCACGGUUCUCUACAGCCUGGUUCAGGGCCAGCAGCUGAACCCCUACCUGCGCCUCAAGGUCAGACGGGAUCACAUCAUCGACGAUGCCCUUGUCAGGCUAGAGAUGAUUGCCAUGGAAAAUCCUGCAGACUUGAAGAAGCAGUUGUAUGUGGAAUUUGAAGGAGAACAAGGCGUAGAUGAAGGAGGUGUUUCCAAAGAGUUUUUUCAGCUGGUUGUGGAGGAAAUCUUCAACCCAGAUAUUGGUAUGUUCACAUAUGAAGAGUCUACCAAACUAUUUUGGUUCAAUCCAUCCUCUUUUGAAACUGAGGGUCAGUUUACCCUGAUUGGCAUAGUGUUGGGUCUGGCUAUUUACAAUAACUGUAUUCUGGACGUACACUUUCCCAUGGUUGUCUACAGGAAAUUAAUGGGGAAAAAAGGAACUUUCCGUGAUCUUGCAGACUCUCACCCAGUUCUGUAUCAGAGUUUGAAAGAUUUACUGGAGUACGAGGGAAGUGUGGAAGAGGAUAUGAUGAUCACUUUCCAGAUCUCCCAGACAGAUCUCUUUGGCAAUCCGAUGAUGUACGACCUAAAGGAAAAUGGAGAUAAGAUCCCCAUUACAAAUGAAAACAGGAAGGAGUUUGUUGGUCUGUAUGCUGACUACAUUCUCAAUAAAUCAGUAGAAAAGCAAUUCAAAGCCUUUCGGAGAGGUUUUCACAUGGUGACCAAUGAGUCUCCUCUGAAGUAUUUGUUCAGGCCAGAAGAAAUCGAAUUGCUCAUCUGCGGAAGCCGGAAUCUGGACUUCCAAGCACUAGAAGAAACUACAGAAUAUGAUGGUGGCUAUGCCAGGGACUCUCUUAUUAUUAGAGAAUUCUGGGAAAUAGUCCAUUCAUUUACAGAUGAGCAGAAAAGACUCUUCUUGCAGUUUACAACAGGCACAGACAGAGCACCCGUGGGAGGCCUGGGAAAAUUAAAGAUGAUCAUAGCCAAAAACGGCCCGGACACAGAGAGGUUACCCACAUCUCACACUUGCUUUAAUGUCCUUUUGCUUCCGGAAUACUCAAGCAAAGAGAAACUGAAAGAGAGAUUGUUGAAGGCCAUCACAUACGCCAAAGGAUUUGGCAUGCUGUAAAGAAAACUGAAUAAAGUGUAACCAAGGGGUAAAAUUGGGUGGCGGUGCUGAUGUCCCCGAACCAGACGGCUGUAAGGUAGCAAGCUGCCCGAGCCUCCCUCCCUUCUCUCUGGAGACCCCCGGGGCUGGAACAGCAGACACCAGCUGCUCAUAUGAACAAAUUCUUUAUUUUUUUUUUGCCCCUCCUUUUGCGUGAAAGCGUUAUCUAUCCUUUCACUUGUAUGUACAGAGAGGUUUUCCUGAAUAUUUAUUUUGAGGGUUAAAUCACUUUUGCCUGUGUUUAUUACUGCUUGAAGUUGAGCCUUUUGGAGUAUUUAAAGAAAACAGAAAUACCAACCAAACUGUACUCUCCCCGGGAAAACUACCGCCAUCGUUUGUAGACCGUGUAACCUUCAAGUAUGUGCUUCCCCCCCCUCGCCCCCGCCCCGGUCCUUAUAUCUAAUCGAAUCGGGAACUGUACUUUUUGGAACAGUUUGCUUUGAAAACUUGAAGUCUUGGAAACAGUGUGAUGCCGUUAACUGCUGUUCAAGCCCCCAAAGAGCUUCUGUGCAAAAUCUUGAGAAUCAAUAAAAUGGAAGGGAGAUCGCCGAAUGUAAAGUGCAGCCCUGAGAACUUUACUUUUAGUCACAGCACAAUGAAUUAAACAAAACGAAACUCA
Messenger RNA from Tachyglossus aculeatus (Australian echidna), 3574 nucleotides. RefSeq names its product ubiquitin protein ligase E3A (gene UBE3A). Gene Ontology annotation, molecular function: ubiquitin protein ligase activity. Bases 346 to 2916 code for a protein of 856 amino acids. Lineage: Eukaryota; Metazoa; Chordata; Mammalia; Monotremata; Tachyglossidae. The record is from RefSeq and is a predicted model, not a curated record. The transcript has 13 exons. Gene Ontology annotation, biological process: protein polyubiquitination; ubiquitin-dependent protein catabolic process.